This is a messenger RNA of Engraulis encrasicolus (European anchovy), 3538 nucleotides long. RefSeq lists its product as uncharacterized. Lineage: Eukaryota; Metazoa; Chordata; Actinopteri; Clupeiformes; Engraulidae. The transcript is spliced from 18 exons. Bases 337 to 3240 code for a protein of 967 amino acids. The record is from RefSeq and is a predicted model, not a curated record.
AGAGAGAGAUAGAAAGAGAGAAAGAGAGAGGAUAGAGAGAGAGAAGGAGGAGAGAGAGGUGGAGAGAGAGGGAGAGAGAGAGAAGAGAGAGAGCGGAAUUGAGGGAGGAGAGAGAGAGAGAGAGAGAGAGAGAGAGAGAGAGAGAGAGAGAGAGAGAGAGAGAGAGAGCGGUAUAGUGAGAGGGAGAGGAAGUUAAUAGCCUGUGUGUGUGUGUGUGUGUGUGUGUGUGUGUGUGUGUGUGUGUGUGUGUGUGUGUGUGUGUGUGUGUGUGUGUGUGUGUGUGUGUGUGUGUGUGAUGAUAAGGAUUGUAUAGUUGCGUCGGGCUGCAAAACAACAAUGAAGACUAAAGUCCUCUCAGGCCUCUAUCUCCUCACCACACUACUGCUGCUGGACUACACCACACCAGUGACAUCACUGGAGGUUCUGACAGAGCUGGGUGUGUCGGUGGACCUGCCGUGUUCUGUGGUUCUGCCUGAUCCGGACCCGCGCCUGUUGGAGGUCUCAUGGCUGAGGAACCGAACCCUCGUGGCCACCAGCAUACCGGGGGGCAAGACGGAACCAGGAUACUUCCUGAAUAUGACCCACAGUCUAAACGGGUCGUUUCCCCUGACGGUCCGCAAUGCCAGUCUUGCCCAGCGGGGGGAGUAUGAGUGCAGCGUCCUCUACAACAGCACACUGCUCAACACCUCCACCAUCACCCUGCUGAUCAAGGUUCCCCCUGUUCUCUCCGUCUUGUCCUCCACUGUGGUCCUGGGUCGUGAGAGCGUUCUGCAGUGCGAGGCGACAGGCUUCUUCCCGCCUCAGAUCUCCUUCCUGUGGACGGCGCGGGGACAGGAAGGAACGCUGGCGGCUCCCGUUCCCGUGGUGACGCCCCUCACCCCUGGGGGGUCGCUCUCGCUCUACCGGGCCGUCAGCGGCCUCCCCCUCACCGUCUCGCCCCCCGCCAACCCCAACCUCACCUUCGACUGCGAGGUCAUGCACAUGGCCCUUAAGAAGAGGCUCCGCAGGCAGCUCAAGCCCACUUACAUAUAUCUUCCCGAGGUGUCGGUCUCCACGGUAGCGACCUCUCAGCAUUCCAGCCCGCUGACCCUCAGCUGUGACAUCAACGGGUUCUCCCCUCAGAACCUCACGGUGUCCUGGGUCCAGAACGGCUCGGUUCUGCCGGAGCCGCCGCCUGUGGAGCUGAACCUGGACGGCACCUUCCGGACCCAGCGGUUCUACACGCUGUCGGAGGAGCAGCGGGAGCAGGCCGGCCAGGUCCAGUGUGUGGUCAACCAGCCGCACAUCGCAGAACCCGUCUACGGAACCAUCAACCUCACAGAAGCGGACCCUCUGGUGCAGGAGGUGAUCCUGACCAAGUCUGCGAAGGCCUCGGUGGCCAUGAUGAUCAUCUCCCUCACACUCGUCUUCCUGCUCUGCUUUGGGUUCUCCUGGAGGAGGAGAGACGAGAAGCAGAAGUCUCUGAGUGUGUCGGGUGUGAUCCUGCCGCCGCGCGUCAUCGUGGGCCAGAAGGGCCGCAUCACCAUCAGCAUCGAGGGCCGCAGAGCCGACCGCGUGCAGACGGCCUGGUUCCUUAAUGACCUGCCCAUAGCAGACACCUCGGGCACAGGUCCUACCCACUCCGCUCGAGCCUCCCGCGUCUCCAUCAUGGCCUCUCCACCGUACAGUGGUCGCUUGUCUCGUGUGUCGGUGUCGUCGCUGGGUGAGAAGGGUCCUCUGCUGCCGCUGGUUGCCCCCGGUUACUACAAGCUCCAUACCCAGCAGCCUCUGCACUCCGUCUCCACGGGCAACAAGCAGAUGCUGUCCUCCGUCACCUUCAUGCCACACCUCACCCACCACAAGGGGGCGGUAUUCAAGUGCCAGGUGUCGUACAAGGGCAAGGACAAGGUGGUGGUGGAGCGGGUGUCAGACAAGUUCACCGUGAUGGCUCCCCCUCAGGUGUCUGAGAUUAAGAUGUCUGACUGUGGAGGAGACGCAGACACCACCAUGCUGACGGUGCAGGCGUCGCGGUUCCACCCGGACGUCAUCACGUUCCGCUGGUUCUGCGAGGGCGGUGAGCUGAGUCCGGUGGCCAUGCCCCCCGCGCUGGCGGCGCCGCGUCCCGAUUCGGAGGGCUUCUUCUCAGCCUCCAGCCAGUGCAGACUCCCCCGCGCAGAGCUGGAGAGGGGGGGGACCCGGGUCUGGGUCACCGUACACCACAUCGCACUCAAACAACCAAUCACACGCGAGACCAGAGGGUUCAUAAAGAAGCCCACCGUCUCGGAAAUCAGCGUGACCAAUGACGGCGCAGCGCCCGUGCUGAGCUGUGAUGUCACCGGGUUCUACCCACCUGAGCUGUCCGUCACCUGGCUACAGCUGAAGAGGACGGAGGAGAGGAGCGAAGACAUGGAGAGGAGGAAAGGAGAAGAGGAGGAGGACGAUGAUGAUGACGACGAUGAGGAGGACGAGGAGCGAGUUGAGGUCACCGAGGGAACGGAACUCUGGGGACCGUUGCUAACGGAGCCCAGAACAUUCCGCGCCACCGCUGUGCUGCAGGGGGCGGAGCCUGGGAGGUCAAAGGUCAAGGGGGAGGGGCCUAUCGAGGCGGUGGUUUGCAGAGUGGAUCACUGCUCACUACAGGCACCGGUGGAGAGACUGUGGAGGAGAGCACACACAGUGCCUCCCUCCAUCCCUGCGUCCCUCUCGGUGCGUUGGCGUGGUGAUGGUGUGGGCGUGUUCUCUGUGUCGGUGAGCGGUGGCAGCCGCGGCAGUGAGUUCCUGUGGGCAGCAGGGGGCGCCACCCUCACUCCCCUGAGCUCCUGUGAGGAGGACAGUAGAGGAGGAGGGGGGGUGAGGAGGGCCACUAGCAGCUGUCUAGUGAAGAGGAGCUCUGCAGAGCCGGAGCAGGACACCAACACACACACUAACGGGGUCAACGGGGUGAAUGGAGUCAAUGGACAUGCAUAUACGCCAAAGUCCAGCAUGCUGGCGUGUGAGGCGGAGGUGGCCUUCAUCGAUGAGGAUGAGGAUGAUGGAGUGAGGAGGCCGGAGCCCAAAACACACACAGAAGAGGAGAAGAAAGAGGAGGAGCAGAGAGACACAGAGACGGAGCUGGAUGAGGAGUUGGAUUUCUCGAGUCUCAACAUCGUUCGGCUGCCUGAUGACGACACACUCAGAGUCACCGUGGAGAUCACACACCCGGCUCUUAAUGCACCUGUGUACCGCACAUGGACAGAGACUAAUGGAGAUGUUCGCCUUUGAUUAAGGAGAGGAGAAGAGGAGAAUAGACACGGACACACAUGAAGAGGAGAAGAGGAGACUAGACACGGACAUACAUGAAGAGCUCUGUUCCAAAACGCUAUGAAGUCUAUUUACACUCAAUUUUCAUACAUCUUUUUUUUCUCCCCCUUUUAACUUGAUUUUGAGGUAACCUCAGGGCAAUUGGGACUGGGUUCAUGUAAUCUGAUGUUUUUGUCCCUAACCAGAUUCAAACUACAAAACUGUGAUUGUACUGGAUAUUAACUGAGAUGCACAAUAAAAGAGACAUACUUUUCUUUAA